Messenger RNA from Thlaspi arvense, 444 nucleotides. The record is from the annotation of a GenBank genome assembly. NCBI's taxonomy places the organism in Eukaryota, Viridiplantae, Streptophyta, Magnoliopsida, Brassicales, Brassicaceae.
AUGGAAUCGAUGGCCGUAGAUGCCGAGUCGGAACCUGAAAUCGACGUGGAUGAAGGAGAUCUGGAGAAAUUGGAGUCAGAUGUGAGGCAGAUGGCCAAGAAGAUCUCCGAGUACAGGGAAACCCUACCGGAUCAUCUCAGGAACACCCUUGAUUCUGCGCUUUCCUCCCAUAGACCCGUUCUGCCCAACAUCGGUUCCGGGUCGGGUCCUCUGCCGCCGUCACGCCUCACUAUCCCAGAAACAGGAGUUGGGCCUGUUGCGCUGGGAACUCGAGAGCAAGACUCUGCAGAGAAAAUGGUUGAGCUAAAGGAAAGAAUGUCGAGGAACGCUGCGAAUAUUCCUAAGGUUGUAAAACGAGCGCGAGAGUGUAUAGAGGGGAUCCACAAACUCGAUUCUUUGGCCGCAACCAUUCACCCGGCUUUCACUAGGCGGAGAAUCAACUAA